Helicoverpa zea (corn earworm) is the source of this 3539-nucleotide messenger RNA. It is a transcript of the gene TfIIB, whose product is annotated as transcription initiation factor IIB. Bases 51 to 998 code for a protein of 315 amino acids. The record is from RefSeq and is a predicted model, not a curated record. NCBI's taxonomy places the organism in Eukaryota, Metazoa, Arthropoda, Insecta, Lepidoptera, Noctuidae. The transcript is spliced from 5 exons. Gene Ontology annotation, biological process: transcription preinitiation complex assembly; transcription initiation at RNA polymerase II promoter. Gene Ontology annotation, cellular component: nucleus; transcription preinitiation complex. Gene Ontology annotation, molecular function: RNA polymerase II general transcription initiation factor activity; TBP-class protein binding.
CUCGUAAAAAAGUUCUGUAGUUGUUUAUGGUAUCUACUUGACAAUCAAUCAUGGCGAGCACGUCGAGGAUUGAGGCGAAUAAGGUGGUGUGCUAUGCGCACCCAGAUGCACCGCUCAUCGAGGAUUACAGGGCCGGGGACAUGAUAUGCUCGGAAUGCGGGCUGGUAGUCGGCGACAGAGUCAUAGAUGUGGGUUCAGAAUGGCGUACAUUCAGCAACGAGAAGUCCGGCGUAGACCCAUCUCGUGUUGGUGGACCGGAAAAUCCUCUCCUCUCCGGCGGAGACUUAUCCACCAUCAUCGGACCAGGUCGAGGGGAUGCCUCGUUUGACAGUUUCGGAGUAUCAAAGUACCAGAACAGGAGAAACAUUAGCAGCACAGACAGGGCACUGAUUAAUGCAUUCAGGGAAAUCAGUACUAUGGCAGACAGGAUUAAUUUACCGAAAACUAUUGUGGACAGAGCCAACAAUCUCUUUAAACAGGUGCACGAUGGUAAAAACUUGAAGGGCCGAGCGAAUGACGCGAUAGCCUCUGCUUGCCUCUACAUUGCGUGCCGUCAAGAAGGGGUACCACGUACCUUCAAAGAAAUCUGUGCCGUCAGCAAAAUCAGUAAGAAGGAGAUUGGCAGGUGCUUCAAACUCAUCCUCAAGGCUCUGGAAACUUCUGUGGAGCUCAUCACUACAGCAGACUUCAUGUCUCGUUUCUGCUCAAACUUGGGACUGCCCAACUCGGUACAGAGGGCUGCUACACAUAUUGCAAGAAAAGCGGGAGAGCUGGAUAUUGUGUCUGGACGCAGUCCCAUUUCGGUGGCUGCUGCUGCUAUUUACAUGGCUUCACAGGCAUCAGAAGACAAACGCAGCCAGAAAGAAAUUGGUGACAUCGCCGGCGUUGCUGAUGUCACAAUCCGUCAAGCUUACAAGCUGAUGUACCCAUUCGCAGCCAAGUUGUUCCCCGAGGACUUCAAGUUCUCAACACCCAUAGAAUUCCUCCCACAAAUGUAAUAGGUACGUUAUAUCCUGUUAGAUAUAAGAAGGUUAUACAAGUGAAUUUGACAGGUCAGGCACACUGACUAUGGUUGAAAAAAAAAAAUUGCGCGGGAAAAUCCUUGACGUGAUAUUUUGUCCUAUUUUUUUUUGUUGGUUUAUUGAGUUGUUUGGUUGUAUUGUUGGUAAAAUAAAUCAAAGUAGGAAUAAAUAGCGCUAUUCAGACAGCCAUUUGUUCAUGUAGACAAAUGGUAAAUUACACUAUCAAAACUUCAAACCAGUAGGGUAACCCCAAUGGUUACCUUAGGUUGAGUUAUUCAGCAUUAGUAACACUAAUUUACCCGUAAAAUGAGCCUACUUUAUGCAUAUUCAUUACCCAUAUUAUCUGUCUAUAUUAUUAAGCUCUUAUGUUUGUGAUCAUAUCAUUUGAAAAAACUGUGUAUUUAUAUUCAUUAGCUGAUCAUAUACUUACUAAGAUUUAUUGAAAAAAAGAAAUACAGUGUUUAACAAAAAUAAGUGACAAACAGUUAACAGAGUUGACUUGCUGCAAGCAAAGGUGUAUGCGAUAACAAUAUCUAAAAAAAAAACAUUUAUUAUUAUUACACAUUUCAUAGAUUCAUAAAUGCAUAUUAAUAGUAUUGAAGAAUAGGACUAACAGGACUGUAAUUUAGAGGUGAUGAAGAUUGAUAAGAAAAAGACAAAAAAUGGCGGAUGAUUGUGAGUUUGCGAAGUUUUUAAAGACUUAUCAGCAAAAAUAAUAUCACUAAAAAUCGGUUUAUUUAGUAGUAGAGAUGUUUCGUAAAUUAUAAGGCGAGAAACAAAAACUAAAAAAAAGUAUAAUCGCAGUUUAUCGUAACGCCAUAAUCUACUGAGAGCUUUUGUAAAAUAAAUUAUUUAAUAUUCAUUAAUUUGCAAAUAAAACAGGAGACAUAUUAAUGUAGACUGACACUUGUUAAAAAUAUCUAAAUUAGCACAAUUCAUUAACAUUUUCAAAGUUGAAUUUUUCCUUUUUUGUAUGAAUAAGUAGUUUUUGUAAGUGUUGGAAAAAAAUAUGUUGUGAUGGCUUGUUAUGUGAUUUCUAAGUAUCAUUUCUACGUAGGUGACAGUUGUGUAUUUAUAAUUUAUAUUAUCUGCAUAGCUUGUAGGUCAUUAGUUCGAUAAACUAUCUUAUAUUUUUUCUUGUAGAACCACCUUAGAUUUAUAUUUGGGCAAACAAUAACGAUACUAUGGGAAUAUAUUAAAGCUGAUUAUUUAAUUUGUUGUCAGAUAUCAUCAUAAAAGAAUUGACUGCUAUGCAAUGAGCAUUGUGAAUGUGAUUUGACCAAUCCUUUAUUACAAUGAUUUUUUAAGGUGUCGUACAUACUUCAAGUUUAAUUAAAACUCUUACUUAAUUUAUAUAGUUAAAGUUUGCCCAAAACGUUCUAUAAAAUACUUAAAGUAUUGUACCUGAGCAUUGAUUGCUCUUUAUUCUUAUCCUGGCACUAUCAUUUAUGCAAAAUAUACUCGAUUCUUAUCGGAAUAGAGUUCAUUUUAUACUGGUAUAGAAAUCAAAGUAUUUGAACAAAUAUGUAUGCAAAAGGAGCCACCAUUAUCGUUUAAGGAAAUCAUAAUUAUACUGCAAGUAUUUUGAAUUAAUUGGCGAUGCUUAAGCCCACUACACUAGUUAUAGAUAAAGUGUCAGUUAGUUAUCUGAUAGUUAAUGCUAUCUGCCAGAUAAACGCUGAUUACUACUUCUGCCAGAUAUUGCUAUUCAGGACUUGUGAAACCCAAAGUUAUUGUCUUGGUAUUGAUCAGAGACUUUGUCAAUAACCCGUGAAACUGGCCGUAUGACUGUAACCAGUAAAAUGUUCUAUAUUACAGAGCUUAUAACUGGAUUUCUGCAUAUUCUUUUCUAUCUAGUUGUCCCCAAAUAAUUCAAAAUACUGUUAGUAUUAGAACACGAGGUCUAAACAAACAAUAACAGAAGAUUAAGACUAAAUUAAUUUCAUGUCUACCUAGGUUAGUUAUUGAGUUAUAUGCAUUUUUGGAAUAACAAUAUAAAUUAUAUUUUGUAAGAGUUACUAUGUGAUGCCCGUACCGAGUGUAAUGUUACUAAUCGACCAUAUUUUAGAUAGAAAAGUUGAUAUAAAUAUACAUAUUCAUAUUGCCUUAAUGUUGUACUUUAGAAAAUUUAUCACUACUGAAAUAUAGGGCCAAUAUAAUCAUACUGUCACAAAAAAGUUCCGUUUGUUUUUUUAUCUGGCAACUAUUAUACAUAUAAAUGUUGUUUGUGGAUUAAAAGGCUCGUAUUUAUCGUAUCAUAUGAGGAUAUAUUUUAUACAUAUACAAUGCCACAUCUCCGAAAUAUUUAUAUAAUUUUAAAGGACUUUUUGUGUAGUAAUAUGAUCUCUUUCUUCUUAAUUUGAAUCUUUUGGUCUCGUAGUGUUGCCAGUUCCACAUGAUAGCCGACUGUAACUUUUUGUAAAGAUGUAUCGUUAAUUUUGAAUGUAUGUGUAAUGUAACUAGCCUUAAUUUAGUAAUUAUGAAUAACGCCACAAAAUAAAUGUAUACUAAGUGAAA